Messenger RNA from Penaeus chinensis, 1146 nucleotides. Its product is annotated as extensin-like. The transcript has 11 exons. The record is from RefSeq and is a predicted model, not a curated record. Lineage: Eukaryota; Metazoa; Arthropoda; Malacostraca; Decapoda; Penaeidae. The coding region runs from base 1 to 1146 and encodes 381 amino acids.
AUGGCUUUCAACACCCAGCUAAAUGCAGUAUCCCAGGAUUACCAACCUCCGGGAAAAACAAACAGGGUCACCAACAUAACAGAACCAGACCAGCGUCAUGGAAAAUUAUGUCUGUAUUUCCCGGAUGACGACAAUAAAUUCAACAACAUUUACACAACGCCACCAAUCUUUUCCCCUUUCAAGGAUAUUAAAACGCAAACAGCUUCGUCCUCUUCCUUGGCGUCCAAGAAAAAGCUCUCCGUCUUCAAGAAUGCGGCGUCUUCUUUCUUGCCUUCUUCCAGGAAAAAUGACGGAGGCAAACCUUCUAACUUCAUAGAAUCCUACAACAUCCCAAUUAAUGAAAGAGCUCCUCAAGUAAUACUAGUAAGUAAAAUUCAGUUCUCACUGUCCUUAUAUUAUAUGUGCAAAGGUUCCUCAACGUGCCCGUGUCCCCGCGUGUCUUGCGCCGUUGCGCUGGGCCCCGCCCCCCCGCCUUCCUCUGGCUCGUGCGGCGCUCGCCUGCCGCCCUGCCCGCUCUCCUCGCUCGCCCCCCGUCCGAGCGUUGGAACUGCAAGUCCCCGACAACGUGACCCUCACCCCUCGCUCCACCACGCCCUGACAUCCUCCCGCACUCCCAGUGACCCAACCCCAGUAAAGACCAAGAGCGAUCUGCGCCCUAGCCAAAUCGCUCACGUCAACACGCAUGGCUCUGGUCGGUCGUUAGGUCGAAAGCCCCCCGCACCAAACCCCUACUUCCCAGCCCCAUCGCCACCACCCCCAUCCCUUGCCCCCCGCCCCCCCAAGCCCCAGACCUGGGCCGUCGUCCCACCGCUCACGGCCCCCGGAUAUGCUAAACCACGCCCGGUGUACACCCCGCCAAGCCCUCCUAAUCUGAUCUUCCCUCUCAUCUCCACCUCUCACUUCCACCUGUCUCUUCUCACAUCCACCUUUCAGCACGCCUCCCCCCACCUGCAUCUCAUCCCCACUUCUUGCCUUUCACCUCCAUACUCUUGGAAACAGUCUAAAGUGGAGGCCAUGAUCGUAGCUCCACUUCCUAUUGAACCAAAGCGUGAAAUUGACUUUUUCCCAAGAGUAUUCAGACGGCUGGUAAUGUGCCACCACCACCUGGGUUUUGGGGCUGAAGGAAACCUCGAGAACGUCCUUUGA